Messenger RNA from Guillardia theta CCMP2712, 534 nucleotides. RefSeq lists its product as hypothetical. The coding region runs from base 1 to 534 and encodes 177 amino acids. Lineage: Eukaryota; Cryptophyceae; Pyrenomonadales; Geminigeraceae. The record is from RefSeq and is a predicted model, not a curated record. The transcript has a single exon.
AUGAAUCAGGAAGACCCGAACGCUCGCAAGAGGAACGUACUCAAUGAUGAGAUAGCACACUACAUAUACUCUUGCCGCGCUCAAGGCUCUGCGAAGCCGCUCGUCUCCAGCAGCGAGUUAUCCCUUCGCUAUGGCAUCACACCAAAGGCAAUCCGAGACAUCUGGAGGAGGAGGACCUGGGUGCAAGCUACACAGUCGCUCUGGACGAGGGCUGAAAGAGAUGACUACAACAGGAGAGAGCACAGUGAGGCGAUGUCGUCCGACUCCAAGGGUAGGGAUAGCAGGGGAGGAGCCAAAACGAGCAAAAGAGAGACUACGGUGCAGGUAGAAAUCCGUCCUGUGUCGGGAGCGGCGUCAUGGCAAGGAUCUGUACAAGACGAAGUCUCCAAGUCCAAGGCGCCGUCAGAGCUAGGAGGAGGCGUGCCUGACAGCACGAGCAGGGAUACUUCGCAAGCGGAGGGAACACGCGAGAACUCGUGGAACGAGGGGUGGCUCACUGACACCAGUAUCAUCAGCAAGUUCCUGGAGCCCUAG